This is a messenger RNA of Astyanax mexicanus (Mexican tetra), 5487 nucleotides long. RefSeq names its product sema domain, immunoglobulin domain (Ig), transmembrane domain (TM) and short cytoplasmic domain, (semaphorin) 4F (gene sema4f). Lineage: Eukaryota; Metazoa; Chordata; Actinopteri; Characiformes; Acestrorhamphidae. Gene Ontology annotation, molecular function: semaphorin receptor binding; chemorepellent activity. The transcript has 14 exons. The record is from RefSeq and is a predicted model, not a curated record. The coding region runs from base 586 to 3063 and encodes 825 amino acids. Gene Ontology annotation, biological process: neural crest cell migration; negative chemotaxis; semaphorin-plexin signaling pathway.
GCUCUAUUGAGCUGUGAGGCUGCGCGCUGCGCUCGCUGUGCGCUGAGGCUCGCGCUCUGUUCUGUUUCUGCGCGCGGUUCUGUGUUUCUGCGCGUUUCCGCGCGGUCUGAGCUUCAGAACCACUGCGCUGUGCUGUAGUUGGAGCGGUGUGGGGGCACGGAGGGCACGGGGGGCUUUCUGCUGGACCUUGGGUAGCCUGUAGGAGGGACCGACCCGAGCUGUGAGCCGGCGGCGGGCGGAGCUGGAGGAGCUGCGCUGCGCUCGAGGAUCAACUCUCGCCAAGUUGGACUUUUUUUUAUACCAGAAGACCCUCCUGAACUCCUCCUGCACUCCUUUUACACUGUGUUUUUUACCGGAAUAUCUUGGGAACAGACGCAGACUCACAGUGGGACCGGACCUCGGGUUUAUUAUAAUACAUAAAUAAAGCGCUGUGUGUUUCCUGUUGUGCGUGGCGGUGUGUCUGUGUGUCAGUGAGCCGCAGGUAAACACGGACUGCCCGCCCACAGACUGACUGUCCCUGUCCACAACAGCAGCUUUUUACCAUGAGCUGCAGCUGAAACCGGACCUGUUCCCCCUUACUGUCCCAUGAAGCUGAGUGUGAGCCCCCCGGGCUGGAGCAGCAGUAUGAGACCCCUUCAGCUGCUGCUGCUGGCGGCUGAACUCCUGCUGCUCUCCCCGGCCCCGUGCGCGCAGGCUGCGGCCAUCAGCCAUGGAGCAGUAAGCGACAUGGUGAGUGGGCUUGACUUCGCGGGCGUGGGUAACUUCAGCACAUUCCUGUUGGACCAGUCGUCUGGGAUGCUGUACCUGGGGGCGAGGGAUGCGAUUGUUGCCGUGGAUACCGCCAACCUAUCAAAGAGGCUCAAGAUUGUAUGGAGUGUUCCAGAGGAUAAGAGGAAAUCCUGUGUGGCUAAAGGAAAGACUGAGGCUGACUGCAAUAACUACAUCCGUCUGCUGGAGUUUCUGGGAGACGGACGCAUCUAUGCCUGCGGGACGUAUGCCUUCGACCCCCAAUGUGCCUUUGUGAACAUAUCUUCAUUCUCUCUUGAGAAACUAGAAGAUAACAGUGUGAGGAUGGAGACUGGGAAGGGGAAAUGCCCCUUUGAGCCUAGCCAACACUAUACUGCAGUCAUGGCAGGGGGCGUCCUAUACACUGCUGCUACCAGUAACUUCCUGGGCACGCUCUUCGACAUCUCCCGGGCAACAGGCCCUGAGCAGGAGCGCAUCCGGACAGAACGAUCCAUCAACUGGCUGAGUGAUCCAGAGUUUGUCAGCUCUGCUUUCAUUCAAGAGAAUGAAAAGAACAACCCAACAGGAGAGGACGAUAAGAUCUACUUCUUCUUUACUGAGGUGGCCAAAGAGUACGAUCUGUACACAAAGGUCAAAGUACCCAGGGUGGCUCGAGUGUGUAAGUCUGAUAUCGGGGGUAUGAAGACCUUGCAGAGGCGCUGGACAACAUUUCUGAAGGCUCAGCUAGUCUGUGAGGACCGAGCAAGUGGUCAACGCUUUAAUGUUCUGACAGACGUCUUCACCAAACAGCACCAGCUUGGAGAUCCCAGCAGCACACAAUUCUAUGGCAUUUUUACUUCACAGUGGGAGAGGGAGGAGAUGUCUGCUGUGUGUGUUUACAGUCUGGAAGACAUCUCUAAGGUAAUGGAUGGACCCUUUAAAGAGCUGAAGAAGAGCUGUGAGAACUGGAUGAAUCCAGAGCCAGUUCCCUCACCCAGACCAGGCCAGUGUCUUAAUAACGCUCUAAAGACAGAAGGCUUUGAAUCAUCUCUGAAGCUGCCUGAUAAAGUGCUAACGUUCAUGAGAGACCACCCUCUUAUGGAGAACAGUGUGGUGUCGGUGCCUCUGCUGGUCAGGAGUGGAGUUACGUACACCAAGCUGGCUGUGACUUUGACAACUGUGUCCAAUGGCAACACCAGGCAAAAUGCUACUGUACUUCAUCUGGGAACAGAUCGUGGGGAGCUUCACAGAGUUGCAGUAGUGGGUCAGAAUGCAACUCUAAUGCAAGAACUACCUCUAUUUCCUGCUGCAGAACCUGUCAACAACAUCCUGCUAAACAAGGGUAAGGCUAUAGUAGGUUCUCCUCACUCUCUGGUGAGGUUACCUGCCGAAGGCUGUUCCCUCUACACCACCUGUGAAGAGUGUGCUCGUGCACGUACACUCGGAUGUGUGUGGAGACAAAAAGAGGGUGCCUGCGACCUGGCCGUCACUGAACCUGGUGAGGGGGUGGAGCCUGAAUACUCUGACAGCCAGUGUGGAAAUGGUGAGGAUCGCUGCAGUCCAGCAACAACCGAGCUGCGUGUAGUGGAAGGCCUCCGUGUGCUGCUGUCCUGUGUGCAGGUGUCCCCUCGCCCCUGCCACUGGAAGUACCCUCCUCAGAGACACGCCCGCCGCCACCACUCCGACCUGGAGGUGCGGGUCACUCCGGAAAGCCUGGGUAACUACGAGUGCGUGUGCGAGGAGGCCGGACGGGAUCAGCCACCCUGCCGCAGGGCUGCGUACUCCCUGACCCUGGAGGAGCCCGUCACUGGCAGCAAUACUGGCCAAAAAGGCAGCCGUCACUUCGUGGUGGGGUACCUGCUGUUCUUCUUCAUCGGCUUCUUUCUGGCUUGUGCAAUCUUUAUCAUCCGAUUGAGACGUAGCAAACGAGGAGGUGGCCAUUCUUCUUCUAUCUCAGAAAAGGGGCGGGACUUGUUGCCCUCCUCAGACACGCCCCAGUCCCCCAGCAGCGCUAGUCUGCUCUCGGAAGCAGUUCCGUUCACUGAGAAAAGGAAUGGGACACUUAACGGACACGGCAACCACGGAGGCCAUAUGAUCGUGCAAAACUGCACUCAUAUCUAUUCCAACUCCAGCGGACUUAAGCUACAGGAGUCAGCCGUCAAUCUGGCUGAAGAGCUGGACGGACGAGAAAGGGCGGGGCCUGAGGGAGAGGAGGAGGGACUUGGGGAGGGGCUUAGUGAGUUGGGGGAUGGACUAGUAGGAUUAGAGGAAGAAAUGGCUAAGCUGCAGGUGCUUAGAGGAGCACCAUUGGCACAGUGUGAAGAGAGCUCUAUCUGAGAGCAGAAUAUUAGGACUGGGCACGCAAACACACAAACACACACACACACAUCAUUAUUUAUGUGUUUGUGGACUGAUGUGUGCAAAGGCUGGGGGAGCAAAGCGAUACAGAAAUAAGAGGUAGUGUACAUACAUGCAUACAUACAUACAUACAUUACAAAUGCAAACUCUCUCUUGAGCCUAAGCAGAAACAUAUAUAUAUAUAUAUAUAUAUAUAUAUAUUUAUAUAUAUAUAUACACACACACACAAAUACACACACAGAAACACAGUCUCUCUCUCAUUGUGUAUCCGUUCGGUCUUUCAAAGCUUUUUUUCUAUCUCUAAAGCUAGUCAGCCCGUCUUUAUUUAUAUGUAUGUAGCACUGUGUGUGUUCAUGACUGUGUGAUAUUGUUUCACAGUGCGUUUGACCAGCUCUCACCACUGUGCUCAGCCAUCUCCGACACACUCACAGACACUUACACGUGUAUUUGUGUGGCACAUGUGCAUGUUGUAGUACGUAUCUCAGCUCUUCUCAGCCCAGAUCUGAGCUGAUCUAAAUCCAUACAGAUCUGAAAGCUCAGAACCUGAAACUGGACCAAACCCUAAUAUUUGACUACUGAACACCAAAAGAUCUAUCUAUAAGUUCUGAUCAGGUUGUCUCCAAAACUGCUGAUUGACAAUGAAGAGAAAGUCUCAGACAAUGUGCGGUGAUGCUCAGAUCAAAGCUGGGGCUGACAAGGUGCCCCACCCUAACGACAACCACAGGUUGGAAUACAGAUGUGCACGCAUGUGUUCCUCCACAGACUUGUAACAGUGAAGACGUGAUGAAGGACUGUCAGAAGAGCCUGUUAAAGGAAGUGCCUCGGCCCACUGCACUCAAGAAGAAGAGCAGGACAGAGAAGAAAAAGAAUGCAGAAUCUGACCGUUCUCUGCUUUUAUUCUCUUUAGUUCUGCUGGCACUAAGAUGAGUACGAAGAAAAAGAAGAUCUAUCUGUGUUUUUUUCUUUCUUUCUUUUGUUUCGUCUAUAACUGAUAGCAUAAUGAAGGCAGCAGGGACUGGCAGCUGUACUUCAUUGGCUGCUGCCUAAGUCAGCCUUCAUCUGAAGGAUAUACAUACAGUAUAGAUAAAUUCAGAUGAAGGCUCAGAGUUCAGCUGACAAUACAUCCAGAGUGAAAGAUUACACAAUUUAAUAUAAAUUAAAUUAAUCUAAAGAGAAAACUUGACUCAGCAGCAGAAACAUCUGCCGUUUUGGGUUCUUCACUAACUGGUAGUUUCCACAUUAAUGGACUCGACAUGGGCCGUAAAUCACUGGUCCCAACAGCACAACUUGUACCAGGGACGCUAUUAAAGAAAAAGAACUGUGAUAUUCAGAGCAAAAAAAAGACAGCAGUAUAUGAUUCUUUCAUUUGUUUUCUUAUGGAACGUGAAUGUCUUCUUCUAAGGUGCAAAUGUAAUCACCAAAGUAAACGGAGGAGGAUAUUCAGAAGAGGAGUGCGAGUCCAAAAAGAGUAAUGUUGAAGGUUUUGAGCCUGUCAAGUGGUAAAAGCUGUCUACACUCUUAAGACUAGAGAUUUACUUGCUCGUUGGUCAUAUGUUUGCGUAAACAACUGGCUGUGUAAUGAACGUACUUAAUCACAUAUUUGUCAGAAAUAUGUGCUGCUCAUGUUACUGGAGGCUUGUGUCUGCACCUUGCAUACAUGUUACCUUAAUAUCUGUGUAUGCACAAAAUCAAUGCACCAAACAGAUGCAGGAUACAUGAGGCAGCCAUCACGUGCACAUUAAUGCGUAGUUACCAGCAAGUACAUCUCUAGCCUUAAAGAAAGUGGUAUGUUCAGUAGCCAUAACAAUGUAUGUUUUAAAUGUUUGUAUAUGUGCGUAUGUUCCUUUUUAUUUUUUAUGUUAAUGUCAUGUUAUUUUUUCCAGUUAACCCUUCCUUUCCAGAACUAGAGGGUGUAACAAUCUAAAUACUUUGCUGUUGUAAAUGCAUGUCACUGCCAUUUGUCUUCAGAAGGUGGAACUCUCUCGUCCCUCGGUUUAAUAUUUUCAUUUCUUGUUUUUAACAGGACUGUGUAAAGGGAAGGUAACACUCAGGGCAGUGGAUACAGGCUAUUUAUCUUACAUAUCUUACAGUCAGCACUUAGUAGCAGGAUAAGCACAGGUACAUAUUUAUAAUAAAAAGAAAUACUGCCCUUUUGUUCAUUUUAAAUGUGCUGUUACAGAUAAAUCUAUAACUGAGUGUUACAUUCCCUUUUUCUUUAUUUUGAAUAAAUAACUGUAUUGUUAAUUGUUGUACAAAUGUUAUAUUAAGGUUUUAUUUUUAUAAUUUAUAUAAUAAAGAUAAUUGUACAUUUGUUUUCACCCUUUAUUGCAGAUGUUCGUGUGAGGAUGACAGUGAGAAUGCAUUGUGAUGUUUUUUUUAAUAAAAAAAUAUCCUACCUCCUAU